AGCUCCGACCUGCACACGCUGAACGCGCACUGUAACCGCAUCGCCAGAAUCGAAGGGCUCAGCCACCUUCGGAAUCUGCAGCACUUGGAUCUGUCGUCAAACCAAAUCCGCUGGAUCGAGGGGCUGAGUUCCCUGGCGAAUCUGCGCACCCUGAGCUUAUCCUGUAACCUGAUAACUAAAGUGGAGGGGCUGGAAAAACUCUUUAAUUUAACUAUACUGAAUUUGUCGUAUAAUCACAUACGUGACCUGUCUGGAUUUCAGUGCCUUCAUGGAACCAGUCAUAAGAUUAGCCAUAUUGACCUUCACAGCAAUUGUAUAAACAAUAUUAAUCAUUUACUUCAGUGCACAAAGGGGCUGCGCAGUUUGACGCAUCUAACACUGGAAAAAAAUGGAAAGGCCAAUCCAGUUUGUCACACAGCAGGUUAUAGAGAAACUGUUCUUCAGACGUUGCCCCAGCUAACAGCUCUAGAUGGAAGAAAUAUUUCUGGUGAACCAGUAAACCUGGCUGAGGAAAACUGUUCAGAUUUACAGGGUUUAGAAGACAUGCUGGGCUGUUUGGUUUCAUCUGGGUGCCCGUCAUCCAGAGAUCAGAACUGUGUUACCUUACCAGUGGUGACACCACAUAUCGACCAGGCGUUGGCUCUUUUUCGUCAACGUACGAGAAUCCCAGUACAAAGUGCCAUCAGCUCCUCUACAGAACUUGUCUCAUCUUCGGAACCAGAGAAGGCUGAACUUGAUAAAAUAUACAGUGAGAUAAGAAUUAAAAAAAUAGAAGAUCAAAUUUCACAGAUACUGCAAAAGGUAUCUGAUACCUCAAGAAGGGAAGCACCUCCAAAUGCUCUCAAAGCUAAGAGAGACACAGAUCCAACUUCUGAGAGCGAAAAUGAUAGUGGGAAAGAGAACAACAGAAAGGUUGCGAAAAGAAGCAAGAUCCCUACCUACCGUAGAACUACCUUAUCUCCGAGGUGUCAUGGGAAUCAUCUUAAGAACAAAAUAACUGACAGGGAAGAGAAGAAAAGUUCCUCAAAGUAUCCAUGCUCCAGUCAGAGAGACUCUCAUCUAAAUUCAUCAUCGGAUGCUCAAGACUUGGAAGUAGUGGGAAGAAAAGCUGAAAAAUUAACUAGAAGACAGAGCAAUAUAGAAAAAGUAGAAGAAAUUAAUUCAAAUGCUACAGAGGAAUCAACGUACCGAGUGCUGAUUCAAGAACUGGAUCAGGAGAAAGAAAGGAGGUGGAAAGCAGAGCAAGCAGAGAAGAAAUUAAUAGAGCAUGUCAGAGAGCUACAGGAGCAUGCAAAAGAAGAAAAGAAUAUUCAGAGUAUGGCUGUAUACACAACAGACAGGUUAAAGGAAUUGAUAUUGAAAGAGAGAGAUGCUAAAGUAAGACUGCAAGCAGAUGUCCAACAGUUGAAAAGAGAAAAUGAAAGACUUACUAAUGAAUUAAAUCAGGCAAGAAAUAAAGAAGCAGAACAUCAGAAGGCUGUGCAAGCUUUAGAAGAAACAUUAUCCAAGGUGGAGACACAGAGAUUACAGCAACGAACAAUAGAGAUGAAACAGGUGCAAGAAGCAGAGCUUAAAGCAUCAGCAAAUGAAAGAGAAGUACAGUUACUUCGAAUAUCCUUUCGACAACAGAAAGAGAAGGUAAAACAACUACAUGAACUUCUUAUACUAAGAGAGCAAGAGCAAAGGAAAGAACUUGAAAGCCGAGUUGCUUUAAAUGGACCUGAAUUUCAAGAUGCUUUGUCAAAAGAAGUGGCUAAAGAGGAGCAAAGGCAUGAACAGCAUGUCAAAGAAUUUCAGGAGAAAAUCAAUAUGUUAAACCAGAAGUAUGCAGAGUUAGAAGAUGAAUUUUGUUUAGCUUUAACUACUGAAGCAAAAAGGUUUAAAGAGGUAAAAGAGGGUUUUGAAAAUGUUGCUGCUGAUCUAGUUGAACAUAAACAAGCCCUCUUUGAGUGUGAACAAAAGGAAAAGGAAAUGACAAGUCUGAUCCAAGACCUGACAAGUAUAGUGAGAGAACAGAAAGCAAAGAUUGCAGAAUUAACAAAGUCAAAUGAAGAAGCUACGGCAAACUUAAAG
Antrostomus carolinensis (chuck-will's-widow) is the source of this 2073-nucleotide messenger RNA. It is a transcript of the gene LRRCC1, whose product is annotated as leucine rich repeat and coiled-coil centrosomal protein 1. NCBI's taxonomy places the organism in Eukaryota, Metazoa, Chordata, Aves, Caprimulgiformes, Caprimulgidae. The transcript is spliced from 12 exons. The record is from RefSeq and is a predicted model, not a curated record. Gene Ontology annotation, cellular component: centrosome; cytoplasm. Gene Ontology annotation, molecular function: protein binding. The annotation marks the transcript as partial.